Aethina tumida (small hive beetle) is the source of this 1428-nucleotide messenger RNA. RefSeq names its product X-box-binding protein 1 (gene Xbp1). The coding region runs from base 155 to 904 and encodes 249 amino acids. The transcript is spliced from 4 exons. NCBI's taxonomy places the organism in Eukaryota, Metazoa, Arthropoda, Insecta, Coleoptera, Nitidulidae. The record is from RefSeq and is a predicted model, not a curated record. Gene Ontology annotation, cellular component: nucleus. Gene Ontology annotation, molecular function: DNA-binding transcription factor activity, RNA polymerase II-specific; RNA polymerase II transcription regulatory region sequence-specific DNA binding.
GCAUCAGAAACAUUUAGUUUGUCGUUGUGUAAAAUUGGGAGGGAAGUUCUGUGUUAGUUACAAUUUGAUGGUGACCGCUGAAACGUGUGUAUUUUAAGUGAACUAUUCAAACAGUUUGUAUUACAAGAUCAAUAUUAAAAAGAAGAGGAAUAAGAUGACAGCGGUGCCAUCAAUAUUGAAAUUUUUGAAUAUUAACAAUAACUUUAACGUUAUUGAUCAAAACAUUGACAUGCCGACAAAGUCUAAAAAAAGGCGACUGGAUCAUCUAUCAUGGGAAGAAAAAAUACAAAGAAAGAAACUAAAGAAUAGGGUGGCCGCCCAGACAUCUCGCGAUCGCAAGAAAGCAAAGAUGGAACAAAUGGAGGCGGCGCUCCAGGAGCUGUUCGCGAAGAACGAGGCCAUCCUGGAGGAGUGCGAGCGUCUAAAGGAAGCGAACCAACGGCUCGCGGAAGAAAACGCAGAGCUGCACAACAGACUGAGAACGCCAUGCGUCAACUGCACAGCUCAGAACCGUUUGACUGGUGAAUGCGAGGCCGAGAGUGGAUCGACCGUGUCCCUCCUUCGGCCGCGAGGAACGGCCACGCAUUCAGCAGCGGCUCUGAGCAGGCGGGAGACCAGGGCCUGGCUCAGGAUGGGGCUGCUCUGCCUUCUCUACCGGAUCUGCUCGACGAACUCGACAACGAUGUCGACAUUGCUUCCCUUGAACAACUCACGCAAUCUCUCCUCCAAGACAUCGCCAGAGACCUGGAAGCUGCUGCUGAAAAAACAGAUGCUCAAAUGUGUUGAUGACAUUAAUAAAGCCAAUUUGCGUAUCGAAACAAGGGAACAGUACAUGAAUCAACUAGUAACAACCAAGUGGUGGGGCAGGCAUCAGAAGAAUUGGAAUCCUGUGGAAGUCAGGUAAAAGAGUCCACGGUGGAAGAAAUUUCCAAAUACUUGCUGCUCCAUCACAACUACAGUGCAAGACCGCAGGAUGAACCAACACCCAAGAAACGUAAAUCAUCCACAAACAAAUACAAAAAGAUUGUUCCCAAAGAAGUACAUGAGGAGGCACCAGCAAACAUCAUCACGAUUGAUCCAGCUAACGUAACUGCUACACUUACAGAUAAUAACGAAGUUGUGUACUACACGUACGACGAAAAUACCAAUUCUCUUGUUCUGUAUACCACCGAAGACGCCGAGGUGGAGGUCGUAACGUCCGAGUGCGGCGAUUUCGACAGUUCCUCUUCGGAAUCCGGAUACGAAUCGCACGGAUCACCACACAACAGCGAAGACGAUGAUAUCUGGGACAAGAGCAUAUCGGAAUUAUUUCCCACGUUAGCUUAAUCAGUUUUCACACAUGUAGACUAGAAUAUACUUAUUCCUAAGUUAAGUUAUUUAAUUUUUGUAUUUGUACAUUAAGGAUUGCAUUAAAUGUAUUGAGCAGCA